Molecule: messenger RNA, 1120 nt
Organism: Piliocolobus tephrosceles (Ugandan red Colobus)
Lineage: Eukaryota; Metazoa; Chordata; Mammalia; Primates; Cercopithecidae
Product: anoctamin-8-like
Exons: 1
Coding region: 527-820 (97 amino acids)
Source: RefSeq, a predicted model, not a curated record
ACACCCUGCAGCCCAGCUGUUCAGGAAGGACUUCCUCGGAGGUGGGGCUGGGGCUGCCCACCCAGGGAGCUCCCACAUGUGCUGAGCAGAGGUGCAGGCCUCACCCCUACCCUCCCACCUCCGCCACCUCCCUUGCCCCAAUCCCAGCCUGGGCUCUAGCAACCCCCUCCCCAGGGAGCCCAACAGGUGGCAGCUGCAGCACAAGGGCCAUAGGUCAGAAGCCAGAGGGACUUCCUCAAACUGUCCUCCCCCUGUGACCAGGAGGGGCCGUGCCCAGAGGCAGGGUAUGCAUCGGAAGCCGCCCAGGGGGCCGCCCCACCUCAGUCUCUGAUCAGAAGCAAUAAGGCCUUUAUGUGCCUGGAAGCCCGGGAGGGAGUGUGGGCAGGGUUGCCAGCCCGGCGGGGUCCAGCGGGGGCGGCAUCCCCCCGGAACGGCCCCUCUCGCCUCCGCAGGGACAGCGCUGGCCCCCGUGGGCGCCCCUGCCCUCCGCACCCGCCGCAGCCGGAGCCCCGCACCGCCGCCGCCAAUGCCGCUGCCCCGGCCCCUGACACCGCCCGCCGGCUGCUGGCAGUGGGACGGGCCCUGGGGCUGCGGGGGUGAGGGUGCCAUCCCCCGCCAGGCCCUGGCUGCUGCCGAGUGCCCGCCCUGUGCCAUGGCCGGGGCCCCACCCGCCCCCCAGCCUCUGCCGGGGGACGCCAGCUUUUACAGCCUCCCGCCCCCACCGCUGCCGCCCACCUCGGAGCCCCUCGAGACCCCGGCGCCCUCCCCUAGCCCCAGCCCCAGCCCCCAGGCCGUGUGCUGGCCCAGCGGCUGGCAUUAGCUCUGCCCGCCCUGCCUUCUCUUCUCAUAUGCAAUAUCCGUCAUUCACAGGGGCGGCCGGUCCCCAAAAUGCAAGACGCCUUCAGCCCCCAACGGACCCCAGCAUUGGCCGGCGCCCCACAUCUGCCGUUUUCCUUUCCAAAUGAAAGGAAACCCAUAAAACCAACAGAAAACACACACACACACACACACACACACACACACACAGAAUAGGCGAUUAUUUAUUUGUUUUUAAUUUAUUUUGUCAUAUUUUUGUAAAACGGCAGAAAUGCAAUAAAAACUAUAUUUCAACAGCGCCCGA